Messenger RNA from Trichosurus vulpecula (common brushtail), 1855 nucleotides. It is a transcript of the gene RTN4IP1, whose product is annotated as reticulon 4 interacting protein 1. The transcript is spliced from 10 exons. Gene Ontology annotation, cellular component: mitochondrion. Gene Ontology annotation, molecular function: zinc ion binding; oxidoreductase activity. Lineage: Eukaryota; Metazoa; Chordata; Mammalia; Diprotodontia; Phalangeridae. The record is from RefSeq and is a predicted model, not a curated record. The coding region runs from base 633 to 1820 and encodes 395 amino acids.
CCGGGAGCGAGGGGGCACUCGGGGAUACUAGGAAGCUUGAAAUCCUCCCGGCUUUCCACGACCUCUAGGUCGGACCCCGGCCUGGGCUGGGGACGGGUGGGUGCGCCUCGUAGGCAGCCUGCUGGGACCUCGGGGAGCAAAUAGGCUGGGCAGGGACUUUAGACUGUUAGGUUUAUAGCGGGCUGAGUCUGCAGGGGACCUUUAGGCAGUAGGGGGUGCGGGGAUAUUGCUUGGCAGGAGUGGGAAAGCAGAGAGAGUUGUUAUAUUAUUAUUAUCGGAUUUUUUUGGAGGGAGAGAUGUAUUAGAGGAAUGGGCAGAGCCCAUUCAUUAUAGACUAAAGUUGGAUUUUGACCCUUGACACGAGCAAGAGUAAAAACAGAAUUGGUUACUGGCAUUAACUAUUUAGAAAACAUAUUUGGGGGCCAUCUCAUAUCCUAGGGUGUUUGCAUAUUACUUCCUGUGCCCCUCCCCCUUUCUGUUCUCAAUAUUCAUUUUUAAAAACGCGCCCCCCCUUUUUUUUAAAGCAGAAUGCUAAUUCAGAAUUAAGGUGGGGGCGGGGUGGGUUGAACUGGGGCUCUUUUAGGCUCAGGUGAGGCUNGUGCUGGAACCACGUGGGCAGUCCGUACCUGGGGAUGGAGGUUCUGAAGAUGCUUGUGCUGAGGAGGGCGUGCGGUCUCUGCCCGGGGAGAUGCAGAGCUUUGGGGAGACCUUUGCGGGUCAGAGACAUCAGCACCACGGCUUCCAGGAGCACUGUCAUGCCAGCUUGGGUGAUCGAUAAAUACGGGGCGAAUGAAGUGCUCCGAUUCACAAAGAACAUGAUGUUUCCUGUCAUAUACUAUCCAAAUGAAGUCAUUAUUAAGGUCCAUGCUGCCAGUAUAAACCCUAUAGAUGUUAACAUGAGAAGUGGGUAUGGAGCAAGAGCUUUAAAUAUGAAGCGUGAUCCACUGAUUAGGAAAGACCUUGGACAAGAAUUUCCAUUGACCCUGGGCCGUGAUGUCUCUGGCGUGGUGAUGGAAUGUGGGCUUUCUGUCACCUAUUUCAAACCUGGAGAUCAGGUGUGGGCAGCAGUUCCUCCAUGGAAACAGGGCACUCUAUCAGAGUUUGUCGUAGCCAGUGCAAAUGAGGUGUCUCAUAAGCCCAAGUGUCUCACUCACACUGAAGCUGCAUCCUUGCCUUACGUUGCUCUCACAGCCUGGUCUGCUCUGAGCAAGGUUGGCGGGCUGAAUGACAAGAACUGUCGUGGAAAACGUGUUUUAAUUUUGGGAGCUUCAGGUGGAAUUGGUACCUUUGCUACACAGUUACUGAAAGCGUGGGGUGCGCACGUGACAGCAGUGUGUUCCGGUGAUGCUGCUGACCUAGUAAAGAAGCUUGGAGCAGAUGAUGUAAUUGAUUACAGAUCUGGAAAUGUGGAAGAACAGUUGAAAUCUUUAAAACUGUUUGACUUUGUCCUAGAUAACGUUGGUGGAGGCACUGAAGAUUGGGCUCCAAAAUAUCUCAAAAAAUGGUCAGGUGCCACAUACGUGACGCUGGUCACUCCUUUUCUGCUGAAUAUAGACCAGCUCGGAAUAGCAGACGGCAUGGUACAGACAGGAUUUACCAUGGGCUCUAAGGCACUCAAGCAUUUGUGUCAAGGAGUCCAUUAUCGAUGGGCCUUUUUCGUGCCCAGUGGUGUAUACUUGGAUGACAUCGCAGAGCUAGUGGAAGCGGGAAAGGUCCAACCAGUUAUUGAACAAACCUUCCCUUUUUCUCAAGUUCCCCAAGCCUUCCUGAAGACAGAAGGUGGACAUGCACGAGGAAAGACAGUGGUUAAUGUAGUUUAAGAAAAAGAAAAUACACUGAAUGUUGAUUGACAGAU